AUGCUGGGCGGGGGGGGGAGGAGGAGGAGAAGCACAAAUCCACUGCAAUUCCUCCUCCGGCGGCGGCGGCGGCGGGGGAAGCGGCUUUUCCUUCGCCGGCUCACCAGCAGCCCCGCUCCGGCUCGGCGGCUGCGGCUCCGGGGCCCCAAAGGCGCCCCCUCCUCCCCGCACCUCCCCCGCCGCCGAGCAGCGCCGCGGCUGGCCGAGGGGGCUGGGGAGCGGGGCACCAUGCCUGGAGGCCGGGCAGCCAAGGACCAGGCGCCUCCCCCUCCUCCCUCGGCCCCCCUCCUGCGCUGGGACGAGGUGCCCGAGGACUUCGUGGAGUGCUUCAUCCUGUCGGGCUACCGGCGGCUGCACUGCAGCGCCCAGGAGUGCCUGGCCUCGGUGCUGCAGCCCACCAACGAGACGCUCAACUUCUGGACCCACUUCAUCCCCCUGCUCCUCUUCCUGAGCAAGUUCUGCCGGCUCUUCUUCCUGAGCGGGGCCGGCGAGCUGCCCUUCCACCACCCCUUCCUGCUGCCCCUCUGGUGCUACGCCUCGGGCGUCCUGCUCACCUUUGCCAUGAGCUGCACGGCCCAUGUGUUCAGCUGCCUCUCGCUGCGCCUGCGCGCGGCCUUCUUCUACCUGGACUACGCCUCCAUCAGCUACUACGGCUUCGCCAGCACCGUGGCUUAUUCCUACUACCUGCUGCCCGGCCUGCGCCUGCUGGACGCGCGGGCCAUGAGCCGCUACCUGCAGCAGCGCCUGGGCUGGCAGCUGGACUGCAGCCUCCCCAUCGCCCUCUAUAGCGCCCUGGUGCUGCCGGUGGCCUUUGUGCUGGCCGUCACCUGCACCGUGGCCUGCUGCAAGAGCCGCUCCGAGUGGUGCGCCUACCCCUUCGCCAUCCGGACCUUCGUCUUCGCCAUGCCCCUCAGCAUGGCCUGCCCCAUCAUGCUGGAGAGCUUCUUCUUCGAUCUGCGGGGGCAGAACCCCACCCUCUUCGUCUACUUCUACAGGCGCUACUUCUGGCUCCUGGUGGCCGCCUUCUUCAACAUCAGCAAGAUCCCUGAGAGGAUCCAGCCGGGGCUGUUUGACAUCAUCGGGCACAGCCACCAGCUCUUCCACAUCUUCACCUUCCUCAGCAUCUAUGACCAGAUGUACUAUCUAGAAGAAGGGCUGCUGCAGUUCCUCAAAUCCCCACCUGCCUCCCCUACCUUCCUAGGCACCAUUGGAUAUAUGCUGCUCUUAAUGCUUUGCCUGGGAAUGGUCAUAAGGAAAUUUUUGAACGUUGCAGAUCUCUGCAAACAGGACUAGGUGGCCAGAUAUAUGUAUUCCUAUUGUGAUUCCUGUUCUUAUUCUUUUUAGAGAAUGCUGCAAAAAUUUAAGUGAAAUCUACAAAGGAGCCAGGUACCUUUCUAUUGAAAGUGGUUGUUUCCUCCUGUCAGUCACGGAACUGCUAGAAUACUACUAUUACUCUUUAAAUGACUAGGUUCCCAAGGGAAGAAAUCAAGCACUGUUGUUUAUAACUACUCCUACAUUGUUGUUUAGGACACAAGGUGGAACCAUUUAGCACUACUGUUUAAUUUGCUAGGAAAAAAAAUGCAUGAACUGUGAAGGCCCCUUUACUAACUCUAGACUGUUUAGGAGAUUGUUUAGGACACAAGGUAAAACCAUUUAGCACUACUGUUAAAUCUGCUAGAAAAAAAGAAUGCAUGAACUGUGAAGGCCCCUUUACUAACUCUAGACUGUUUAGGAGAUUAUUUAAAUGAGCAAUAUAUGCAUCGGCAUCAGGAUUAUACACAUAGAUAUUUAAUCAAAUCCUAUGUGGAAUUCCCUAGCAGAUUAUGCACUGAAGUUCUUCUUCUGUACUACUGUAAUAGCCCUUUGAGGUCACAUGCACUGGAACUGGAUUUUAAAUGCAAACAAGCUGACAGCUGUCCAUAGUUUUUUUCCCCCCUAGUGUUAUAGCCUUUGUGGCAACCAAGCUACAGUUAAGAUUUUAGAGAGAAAGGUAAAAAACAACUGUGAACUAUUAGGGAGCUAUAAUUUGAUCAAGGGAUUUUGGUCAUUUUGUGCAACUGAAGCUUGAAUGGUUGGUACAGUCAUUCCAAGGCAAAAUAGAAAUACAGAGCCAGAUUCUUAGCUGGUGUAAAUUGGCACAGUUCCAUUGAAGUCAUUGGACCAGUAGAGGAUCAAGCCCGGAGAACCAAAACCUAAUUCCCUACUCACACAAAGCUCCCAUUGACUUCAAUAGGAGGUUCGUGGAGCUGAGAACAUGAUUUCACCCAAAGACCCUAAUCCAACAUCUGAUUUUUUUUUUAAAUUAUGAAGUAUAUUGACCUGAUUUCUGCUUCCCCUCUUUUUCUGCUCUUUAGUUAGUUGGGGCCAGAUUCUGUCACCUUAGACUACUGUAGAAUAAGAUACUACGGAAGAUGCAUAGGAACUACUGAACGUGUUAUAGGAGGGAGAAUCUGGCUCUAGAUAAGCACUCAGUUUUAUAUUUUGACAUCCUUCCCCUGCUGCUUCAUAAUUCAAUUUACCUUUGCAGCAGUUGGACAUUUUAAAGCCCUACCUAAGUGGCUGUGCUGUGGAUGUUUCAGAGGGCAAAAGUUUUAAUUGGGUGACUAUUCCAGUUUACAGGUUAACUACACCCAUGAAUAGAUUUUUAAAAAAAUACAAAUUUGCAAUGUCUUUGCACAGUAACCCAGGUAUUAUCAGCAAAGAGAUGACUUAAUUAUUAACAACAUACUAUUGAUACUAAUAAAGAUUUUGUAGAUUAUAAAUGGAUGGGGUUUUAAACAGAAAUAUUUUAAGGUUAUAUGACUGGACAAACAACAAGCAUGCAAUAAUAUAAUACAAGGAAAUUACGAUCGAAGUUCAGGUGGCAAACUACUUGUUAUGCUCCAUUUUCAAAAUGUAUGAUGUCGCUACUUACUGGAACUCUAGACUUACAUUGCACAAUAACUUAACUACUCUUUAUACAGGGCAUAUUCAUCUCUACCUGUGGAAAUACAUUUCUGCCUAUACAUUUGUUUUCAGAUAUGAUGUAUCAAGCCCUAAUUAAGUAUUUGGGGCCCAAUCUUGUAGUCCUGAUUUAGGAAAAAACUCCCAUUGUCAUCAAAGAGUACUGUGGUUGAGUAGGGAUUGCAGGAUCAGGCUCUUAAUUUGAGGUUGGAGUCUUCACACAAACAUGAUUUUGAAGGCUGAAUGCAUCAGUGACUGUCAUAUAUAGAGGGAGCUCCUGUGAUGGUUCUCAAGGUACCCAGGACAGAGUCACCUUAUUAUCCUCCUGCCUCCAGAGAGAGGGAAACUUGCUUGUGCUUAACUGGGUGUUAGUUCCUUGACACCACCAGCCUGUUAGCCGUACAAGCACUUUCUUCUGGGCUAUACCAGCCCUUACUUUACCUUGCAGGUUAACAAUAGGUGCAGCCCAGUCCCCAAACCCUUUGAGGUGUUCCCUUGUAAUGUCAACCCCUUAUCCACUAAAUACCAUGUCACAGAAAUACCAGGUCUUCUGCCCCCAAGGGAACAGUGUACUCACCAACUUUUAUGAUUCAACACAGGAUCAACACCUUGCUUAAUACCACAGCACUGAGAUAUAUUUAUAGUGAAAAACAACCAUAAAUUUAUUAUCAAAGAUUCAAGAGAUAGUGAGUAAGGGUAAUGGAAACACAAAGGUUACAUAUAAAACAAAAUCAUAACACACUUUCUAGAGACUAAACUCAACUAUUGUCUUAGCCUCCUUGUCUAAUGAAGUUUCUCACCCAAAGCCUUUUUCAACAUUUUCAGUGAAGGCUGGUUGUGAUCCCAUUUUCAUUAAUGUAAACACACUGCUCAUUUACUUCCUAAAUGCAGGAUGGUGGGGUAUCUGUUCCCCAAAUAUAGUUCAGCAAACCUUUGAAGUAUAUCUGAAGAUAAGUUUCUCUUCCCCCUGCUGUGUUUCUCUGUUAGUCUCUUGCUGAAAUUCUUAUAACCAUCUGCAUUCAUCUUAGAUAGGUGAUGGAAGACCCACUGUGAAUGACAAAAUACUUCAUUUACAUUUCAACACAGAAUACAUAAAUAAACAUCCCUUGUCUGACAGGAAACCUGUAUCCACCCCUGCUGUAAUACAGACUGUAAGAACAUAUUUUCAGUAUACAUACAGAACAUACAUAGUACAGUAUUUGUAUCUACAUUUCACAACAAUGACAAUGAGCAGUGUGACCCAGCUUUUCAUUUAAGACCUCAUGUAACAUUCUUUGGUGAACCAGAAUGUACAUACUAGAAUCAGGAUAAUAUUGUAACCCCCCCUUGCCAGUUGGCAUUGAGGAGGGCUUGGGUCACUCCAAAAACCACCGCUCUCAUAACAGAAGGAGAUUUUCAAAGACACAAAAAGCCUUUAAAUGCUCCAUUUCCACUGAAAGUCAAUGGAAGUGGUGCAUUUAAACUCCCAUUUAUGCCUUUGCACAUAUUUUCCAGAAUGCUUAUCACUAGAGUCCUUUAUGCCUGAGCAGAAGCAGACAUUUUCCAGUGUGACUAUCAUUAAGACCCCUUGGUCCAAUGACUUCUUCCACUCUUUUCAGAUAGGACUCAGUUGGCAGUCUUUGUGUACCCAAAACUUUCACUGAAGUCAGAGAGAGUUUCAAUCUGGCAAGAAGGAUUACGCCUAUCAUGAGUUAGGGCUGCUUGAACCCAUAGAUAAAUUCUCCUCUUCACUGCCUACUUUUGGGGUUGUUUAAGUCAGAGAAUUCAUCCUUCCCCAUUCCAUGACAUUCAUCUGGUGAUUAUUGAGGCAUGUUGCGGCCCAAUGAGAUGCAGUUUUUCUCAUGACCCAAGAGGUGGAUAAUAGAAGGAAAAGGGGGUACACUUCACCUUAUUUCCCUACAUAUUUUUUACAUUAUUCUAGUUUUGGUUUUAUCGAGCUACAGUAUUUAAUAGGAUAUGGCCCAACACAAAUAUCACAUUCAUUCUUUGUCAGCCAUGGGUCUGCUAACACACAACUUGUGGAGGUCAUGAAGCAUGUGACUAAAUUGUGUAAAUCCGUGGUUCUGAAACUGUGGUCUAUGAGUAUUUAUUGAUGGUCUGUAGAGAGCAGGCUGGUCCCAAGUGCCUGUCUCCUUGUUUCCAGCUGCUAAACUGAAGUAAAAGAUGCUAAAACUACAUUAAACACUUUCCUGAUAUUACUUAUCCAUGUAAAUGAUUAUAGUUGCCCCAGUAGUGUUACUCAAUUGCCAGUAAGAUAGGAGGUGGUCUGCACAGUAGUCAGUAGGAGGGGAGAUUAUCUCAAGGACCAGUCUCUCUAUUAAGAUGUGAUUCACACUGAAAAGUUUUGAAAAUCUUUUAGAUAAAUACAGAGUCAGCUCAGGCAGCUGCACCAUGUUCCAAACUCCCCGACUUCCAAGGGAGUCCUGAGUGUGGAGCCACUGCAGGAUCUGACCCAUGACACUGUUAGAACAUCUACAUAUAUUAUGCACAUAUACAGUAAGUUUGAAAUUAUUGUUGAUGUUUCAGGUGUGAUUCACCCACAUUAAAAGAAGACAUUUUUAUUAGUUAGAUGGCUCAUCCAAGUUUCAAAAUAAAUUAUUUCUUUUAAAGAUUUUUUUAAGAGAUGGCAUUACAGCAUCCAACAAGCAAUGAAGAAACGUACGAGAAAUCAGGAAGGCCAGGAAGAACAACUCUCAAUGCUAAAAGACAGCUCAGAAACAGCUGACAGUAUAAUCCAAAUGCAGAGAAAUACUUUAAACCAUAUUACAUAAUGAGUUUUAUUUGUGCUUGUCAGUAACAAUGUAGAGGGCAUCUUGAGAAGCAAUGUCAAAAAGGCCAUGGUUAACUUGUAAAAAUACAUUUGAUAUUUGCAGUUAGGCCAUGUGAGAUCAUCUAUAUAUAUCCCAAUUAUAGACAACAGUACAUGGGGUUGGAUUAUCUAUGGUUGCAAGUAUAACUGGAAUUUUACUUCCAUUCAUAAAUGGUGGCUGUAAAUCCCACCUGAUUUAUAGAUUUGUGCUCAAUAAGCACCACUAGGUAAUAUUCAGGACAUUGCUUCAUUCAGAACAUUUGUAUUUCAGCAAAGUUUUGAGGUGUAUUUAACAUCUAAGCCCAUCUGUAGAAUGAUUUAUGAAUGCUGAUUGCAAAUGCAGCCUUCUGAUUUACUGUAUUGUCAAUGCACUGGAUGUAUCAAAGAGUGAGUGAGUACAGGUAGGUCUUGCCUAGGUUUCCAGAAUUAUAACUAAUUUUUUUUGUUUUAAAUGCAGAUUAAUAUUAAAUGGUUACAAUGAUAAUUGCCACAUUUCUCUGCAGAAUUUCUAGGGAGCUGUUACUUGAAUGUCUAUAUUUAUUUGUUGAAGGGCACAUAUGUGGAUAAGAGCACAAUCUGAUAUAUUUGAUGUCCAGCUUUUAAUGAAUAUAGACAAAAUAUAAUUGAGUUAGGGAGGGACCCAUUUCUGCUCUCAUUGAAGUGAAUGGCAAAACUCCUAUUGGCUUAAGAUGGAGUAGGAACCAUUCCUUGGCUUGCAAGCAUACUGAAGAGAAUUCAGUGCAUCCACAGUCAUGUCCAGAGCUUAGACAGCAGGUCUGCUUUCUAAUAGCUAUGAGGUUGGGGGGCAUUGUAGGGGACAAAAUCUUGCAGGGCAUUGUAUAGGCACCUGCCAGAAAAUGCUCACCUAGCAUAGAGAGCAGCGAGUGAAAGAUUUCUGCUCCAAUCUUGAAGAGCGGUACUUCUCAGACCUUUUGUGAAAGGAGUCAUGGAGGGCUGGCGUCUAGGGCUCAGAAGCAUGACCUAUGCUUUCUAUAUGCUUUUCCUUUCUUGGCCCAGCAAUGGUCUCCAUCCUGACACACUUGCGCAGGUGUGCACAGAUCACGUGUGGGGCUGCUGCUACACAGAAUGUUGAUACACAACAUUAUUUUAUAAUGAAUGUGUGCCCAGCACCUUAGGCUAGAUAAUGACAUGUCCAUGAGGAAUGAGAAGCUUCCCAACUACAUGUAGCAUGUGAACUAGAGUAGAAAUUACUCCUGUGAGUUACACAGCUGGUCUGUAGAAACUCUCCUGUAGUGCCAUGGCAAUACUGGAAUUCUUCAUGUGGGAAGCUUGGUGUAUCCAUUUGAAUGUUAGAAUCUAGAAUGCCGAGCCAGCUCACAGCUGUUUCACAGCAAGGCUAGCAUCUGAGCUCUGGAAACAAGGUGAAAGGGUAUGGAUACACAGAGUUCUAGUCUGCAUGCCAGGGGAGAGAUUUGGCAGUUAGAACUAGAAUCAUUAUUAUGUUUUCUCAUGUGAGAGUUGAUUAUUUGUUUAAAGUUCCCCGCUCAUUGUGUCUGUGCUGAAUUCAGCCUCAUUUAUCAUGUUUAUGUCAACAGUACCCAACGAAAGUGAGUCUGAUAGUUUGCUUUAUUUUUAUUUAUAAAUUUCAUUGCAGUACAAUAUUCCAGGCUGUGCAAUUGUAAGGGAUUAUUGCAUUUCAUGACUGGUUAAAGUCAUUGGGUUGACAUCCACAUGCCUUAUAGCACCAAAUAAUGCAUACAGUAAUAACCUAGAUAGCCACAGCAUGUCUUAUUGCCUGUAACAGUCAACAUGAUCAAGUGGUCUGAAGAGAGGCCUGAGAACCAGGAACUCCUGCCUUCUGACCCUAACUCUGCCACUACAUGGUCUGUGACCUUGGGCAAAUUAUUUAAACUUUCUGGGGCAAAUUCAUGUAAGUCAGUGGAAACACACCAGGGAUGAAUUUGGCCUCCUGUCUCAGUUUCCCCAUCUGUAAAAUGGGAAUAAUAAACCUUACCUACCUCACAGGAGUGUUCUGAGGAUUAGCUAAUGUUUGUAAAGCACUUAAUAAAAUGCAAAGUACUCUGUAGGUGCUAAGUAAUAUUCAUUGACCUUCGGCACAAGGAAUGUCAUAUUCGAAGGGGCUUGUAAUCUCCCUGAGAGAGGACCAUGGCUCUUUCUAAAAUCAGGAACUCCUAGACAAACAAGUGGGCUGUGUACCCUAUCUAUCCUCCUCAUAGUCCUACCUCUAGAAGAACCUGAUUCUGCUCCCUUUGAGAUCAAUGGCAAAACUCCCACUGACUUCAAUGGGGGCCUCAGAAGGCCUCAAAUGAACAGUACACCUUUUUACAAGCCAACUAAAUGCAAAGGAGUCAGUGGAGAAGCAGGGAGGAAAGCAAAAGAGGCUUGCUUUUCUUUUAUAAAUGCCGACUAGUGAUUCAUUUGUACAGAGCAGCUCUUUAACAUUCAUGAGUCCUGGUUGUUCAUUUGGGGCUUGAUCCUAUUCCCAGUUAUUGUGAUGACAAUGGGGAAAGAUUUCCAUUUAUGUAAAUGGGAGUAGGAUCUGGCAUCAUGGCCUUUGUGCUCUGUUAACUCUUAUCUCAGUGAUAAAGACCUGCUGCACCAGUCCUGAUUAAAUAAGUAAUAUUUAGGGAAAAGUAAACUUUGUUCAAUUGUUGGAUCGAUCUAACAUACAUACACCCCAAUGACUUCAGCCAACUCAGGCCUUGCCCUUUACAUGCAUCAAAACUGAACGUAAUGCAUCUGAUCCAUCUCUUCAUCCAUUUUGCCCUUCUCUCUAGAAAUCCUCUAGAAUCACAGUUGCAAUCAGCACAGCUGCAUAACUUUUAAGGAACAAUUUAAAGCUAAGGGUAUGAAGUACAGGGCACCAUCCUUUAUAUACUCAGGUGAGAUGUAAGAUGAUAAGAAGGUUUUAUAUGGAUCAAAAGAUACAGACCUCCUUUCAAUAUGUUUAUUUCUGCUGGGGCUGGAGUAGAAAGAAGCUAAAUGAUUUCUUCCCCUCACAGUUUGCUAAAGUAGGACCUACUCUGCUCCACUGAAAUCAAUGGCAAUUUAGCAAUUGACUCAAAUGGGAGCAAGUUUAUGCCCAUAAUUAUUUAAGAGGAAAGACCACCACUAGACUUCCAGUUUCCUGGGAGCUUCUUCAUGGCUGGCUAUAUUCAAAUCUUAAGGAGCCUCCGAUUGCACAUUCCUGCUGUAGGUGAAUGCCUUAAGGCUUGCAAAUGGGAGUCAAUAGUAUGGAGAGGCAUAAAGAAAAUACAGCAACAGUUGCAUCUUUUUAUCAGCUAGUGAUACAAGCACAUUUUAGUAUAAAGGAGAUAUCUUGUUUAAGGAUCUCUGCAUGCAACUGAAUAAAACAGUAUGAAUCUUCGUUUCAAUUUGAUUGUGUUUGUUUUUUGAGGAAUUUGCUCUCUGUAAAGUCUUGGAUGCUGACUACUGUAUACAUAAUUACUAUGCACUUUUAGCAAAAAAAAAGUGUGAGCUAUAAAUAAAGUUGUUUCUGAACUCCUUGUA
This is a messenger RNA of Dermochelys coriacea (leatherback sea turtle), 9244 nucleotides long. RefSeq names its product progestin and adipoQ receptor family member 9 (gene PAQR9). The record is from RefSeq and is a predicted model, not a curated record. Gene Ontology annotation, molecular function: signaling receptor activity. Lineage: Eukaryota; Metazoa; Chordata; Testudines; Dermochelyidae. Gene Ontology annotation, cellular component: membrane.